CCGCAUUCUUUAAUUGAAAAUCCAUCGCCACACGUUCAAAAUCACAAUGGAAAUAAGCAACGAUGAAUGCUGCUUCCGUUUCUGCUUCCUUCCCGCCUGCUUUUCCGGCCUCAGGAGGCUUUCUCCGGCGAUUCCUCCGCCACAAUCUGGUUUCCGCUAAGCCCCUCCGACUCCCCCGAGUUAUUAAUGAUUCGAGUAGGAGUGAGGUAUCCCUUGAUCAAGCCGUCGAUAAAUCGGAAGCAGAUAAGCUUGUUGAUAGCAUGGAUUUUGGUGAACUAUGCAAUGAAUUUGAAUGCACUAGUAGCCCUUUGGUAGAAUCCACUGCCCGGCAACUUGUUCGUGACAUCCUCGAACUCAGAGAAGGAAACCGUGCCUUUGGAUGCUAUGCAGUUUCCGUAAAAUACAAGGAUUCAGUUAGAAGUUUUACUGGACGCGAGAAGUAUAAGAGACCGCUAUGGAUAACCAGUGCUUUGGAGAGUCCAAGUGUGACGGUACAAGAGAUGGUCAUGUUAUCAACUAGCAUCUUGCGUAUUAGAUGGACGACCAAAGGAAAACCUAAAUCGGUUCUUGCUGCUAUAGGGGGAGGUCUCAUAAUCAAAAUCGAAUCUGUAUUCACUCUUAACCAGAUCAGUGGUCAAGUGAUUGAACAUGAAGAAUCGUGGGAGUUGUCUGCAUCCUCCCCUGUUGCUCGAGCAUAUUUCUGGACAUCCCGUCGUCUUUUUGCUGCUACGGAGUCUGCAAAAGACUUGGUUGACCUUACCAAGAACCUGUCGACUAAUGUUGCAACUCGAAGAGAGGACACAGAGACGUAUCCAGAUCCGACCGAUCCAACCAAGUUUUUCCAAAGGGACGAGAGUUUCAUGAGUGAUGCGUAUCAGAUUGCGCUGCUUCUGGCUGUUUUGUAUUUUGUUGUUCAGUUUUUGAGGACGACCCUCUAAACUACGACAUGUGUUCAUAUACAUACAUACAUAUGAAUAUAUAGACAUACAUGUACUGUACACAUACCAAAGUCCCCCUGUACCUAUAUAUAUAUAGUGUGUGUGUAUAUAUAUAUGUGCGUGUGUGUGUGUGUCCCCAAGUGUAUACCGCAAAGUUGUGCUUGAAGACAUUACAUUUCACCACAUAAGUGAAGUCAGACAAGUGCGUCUUGGCGAUGGUGUUGGUAA
Tarenaya hassleriana is the source of this 1166-nucleotide messenger RNA. RefSeq lists its product as uncharacterized. Bases 63 to 938 code for a protein of 291 amino acids. NCBI's taxonomy places the organism in Eukaryota, Viridiplantae, Streptophyta, Magnoliopsida, Brassicales, Cleomaceae. The transcript is spliced from 5 exons. The record is from RefSeq and is a predicted model, not a curated record. Gene Ontology annotation, cellular component: chloroplast.